AAGAUGAAUAUGAGACAAAAGUACAGAAUUUGUUUUUAUUUCAUGGGAUUUACACUUGUAUGUUUUAUCAUUUUACAGAAACUUCUGUUUUCACUUUGAGUCCCCCCAUUUUCAGCUUCUACAAAUUUAAGUUAUCAGAUGAACUUAAAAGUAAAUCAGAGCAAUGAAGUCUUUUAUUUGGUUGCAUAGGCCAUAAAAGUAAUAACUGCCUGAAGUCAGUUAUUAUUAUGACCCAUUGAUGGCACCAAACGUUUGGUAUCUUGGUUUGGUUUGGUAUCUCCUUCCCAUGCUUUCUCUGCAGCCACUUUCAAUUGAUCUCUGUUUUUUUUUUUUUGGGGGUUCUGUCUUCAGUCUCCUCUUCAGCAAGUGAAUUGCAUGCUCGAAAUUUAAAUCGGGUGACUCACUAGGCCAGUCCAAGACUUCACUUUUCCCCAUUGAUGACUGCUUUGGUUGUGUAGACUGUGUGUCUGCAGGAUAAGGCGCAGACCAAUGAGGAUGGAGGAAUUACUUUGUGCAUAGCCAGACUAAAAUAUGUCUGCAUACUUCUGAAUUUGUCCUACUGCUGCCAUCCUCCAUUAAUCAUUAAUAACGACGAGUGAGCCUUCUCCAGGAGGAGUCAUUCGCCACACUCUCGGCUUUCCGUCGCUUUGGUAAAGGUUAGUUUGGUCUCAUCGGUUCAUAAAACGCACUCAUGUCUGCGUUUUUCUAAUCUGACCUUUCAAUUCUUGCUGCUGAGGGGAUUGCAUCUCGCAGUCUAACCUCUAUAGAUCUGCUCUCCAAGUAUUCUGUGGCUUGUGACAUUUCCCCUCCAGAGCUCUUCAGACUGCUGGUGAUGUCACUGGUCAUUGUUUUUGGGUUUUUCUUCACUGCUUAGGAUUUGUCUGUCAUCAACUGCAGUCGUCUUCCUGGGCCAUUCUGUGCAGUGUUUAUUUCGCCAGUGGUUUCUUUCUUUUUCAAUACUUUCCAAACUGCAGAACUUGAUAUAUCCAGGUUCUGUGCUAUCCUUCUAAAUGAAUUCUUCUGUUCUCUCCGCUCUCUUACAGAUUAGUUGUUUUUCAGCCAUAGUUAGUUCUCUGGUCAUUCAUGCCUUCUGACUGAAUGCAAUCUCCACAGAUCAAAACAAAGGCUAAAACCAAGACUAUAAUACCAACUGCUCUUUUAUAUGUCAAAAAUACAUGCAAAAGAAAUGCGUGAGCAUCAGUUAGCACCUGUCAAGCAUCCAUUCGCUUACUUUUGCACAGCUGAAAAUGGGGUGAUUCAACACAAAAACAACUGUUUCUGUAAAAUGGUAAAACACAUAUACAUGCAAAUACCAUGAAAUAAAAGCUGAUUGUCUGGACUUUAGUCUCAUAAUACAUCCGUUGAUCUCAAAUCCGAAUGCCUUAAUUCUAUAGCAAAAAUAAGAAAUUUCACUCUACUGUUACCACAACUUCAGGAAGACACUGUAUAAUUAUUGCUUAUGAAAUUUCCUUAGAGACCUUGAUAGUUGCCAUUUCAUUCUGUAAACCCCCCCACCUGCUACCUGUUUUCUCCACUAUCUUUCCAUGACCUUUUAAGUGUGCCCCCUUUUUCAUAGAGGGGGUAAUACAAACUCCCCAUCCCUCUCUGUAAGAAACUGCUCCCAGUAUCAGUUCAUGUUAUGGAUGAAGACUUGGCAAACCUGCCAGACCACAGCCCUCCAGGACCGACACCCCCCCCCUCCAACACACACAGCCCUCCACCCCCUCUUCUCUCUCCCUCGUCUUCCCUUGCAUCAUGUCCUACUCUUUACCCUUCCCUCUAUUUUCCUUUCUUCCCUCCAUCCCUCUCAAAUCUCUCACCAGUACAUGCAUAUUAUCCCUGCCCCAGGCUAAGGUCAAGCAAGAGGGUUAAAUGAGGUCUGAAACUGGAUGCAGAAAUACGUGAUGAUACAAAAAAGAAAGAAAAAAAACGCCAGCCUCUCGUGAUUGAACAGUUUAUCGCGAGUAUUUCUGGCCCUAAAUGUCACGUACUGGUUUGAACAGCAUGCUCUCAGUUGGCGUGUCAGUUUUUGCAUGGAGGAAAUGAUCUAUCGCCUAUUGUAAGCUGAACCACAAAGAGACCUGUGUCAGGAAUGCUGUUCUGUGAGACUAAGCAAGAGGGAGGGAGAAACAAUGCAGUGGGGGGGGGGGGGAAAGAGGAGGAACCAGUGGGACAGGUUUCACACUGCUGUUCGGAUGCACCGUACAAAAAUGACAGAAGAGUUCAGAAAGCGGAGGAUGAGGGGAAUAUGCUCUCCCUCUCUCGCUGUCUCUCUCUGAGGGACAGAAACCAAGGAACAAGCCCCCGCAAGGAUGUGUCGCUGAAAGGUACUGUGCAUUUCCUUUCAGAAUUUGGCGGUGUGUCGAGUAACCGUAUUUUGUCAGUUGAAGUGGAAGGGAAGUAACGAUUAGAACAGCACAGGUGUCCUUGUAAGCCAACACUUGGUGUCUGUGCAUUAAUGAGAGGCACGACAGCCUCGAAUGUGCUAUAACAAAACAUGCUGUCAAACUUUCUAAUAUACCUCUGUUCAUUUUGAUGGAAUUAAAAUGAAUACAGUAUCAAUCUUCUGUGCAUAGAUGAAUGUAUUACGAAUACAAAUUCCGCAACUGAAUACGCUUAUGCUGUCAUCUUGAAUGGAAUAUAUGUAUAGCUUAAACAUUGUAUUUGACUUAAGGUGAAGUAUAAUUUUUGGAACAAUUUGAUACACCUACAUAAUUCUCAUAUAUAACUCGGAUAUAUUAACAACAAAACCAUCAAAAUAAGUGAAUAAUCUUUGCUGUGUUUUUGAUGUGAUGCCUAACUACUGUUCACUAUCAGUCACUCAGUCAGAAUUCCUUUCCAGUAUGAAAAUGCUCACAUUUAAUUACACACUUUUUCGCCAUGUACUCUGGAUUCAGUGGUGUGUGCCAGUGGAGCUGGGGUUGCCAGUGUGGGAAGUGGGUACAUAGUUCUACAUGUAGCAUGCUGUAAUUUUUCUCUUUGCCUUCCUUGCAAGUCAGGUUUAGUUGGAAGUAUUAAUGACAUACAGCCCAAAAAAUGCUGUCUGCUUCUGUUUAAGGCAUGUGCAGUACUUUGUUAUUUUAUUGACGUGCUAUUCUUAGGCCCUUGUUGGGCAGCUUUGUCUCUUGAAAAAGUCAGUUUCGGGCAGCAGUUCCAGAAUUUGAGGUAUGUUUGGUUUCAUAUUUUGAUUUUUGAUGUCAUGUAAUGACUGCAUUUGAUCCUUUAAUACUGUAACCAGUCACACUUUGUUUUAUCCUUCCCUCAGCCUCACUAUUCACUCUUCCCUCUCUUCUCUGAUUCUCUUGCUGUCAUAACCGUGAUGUCUGCCUAUUGGUUAGAAACGACCUUGUUUUGUAACUGCACAGUAAUUCGUUUUUUUGCAGUUUUGUGGGGUGUUGCUCCAGAGUGACCCGGCUAUAAUUAUCCCAGCAUUCCUGAGACUCAAUUGGUUAUUUUAAGGAAGGGAUUUCAAGAAAAUGACUAUCUUUUGCAGGGCCGUGGGCGUUGGUGAACACAACAUUUCUACCAGAAAACCUAAAGACGAGAACCAAAAAGAAGCGAACACACAACAACAAAGAAAGUGAAAGAGGUUGUGUUGGGACUUACAUACUAAAGGCACCCUGAGGAAGAAAUGAGCAGAAGUACAAAAAACAGCAGCAGCAUAUUACAUGUGCAUCCAAGCUUCAGGAGAAGCCAAUCUGGCUGGAAUACUGCGUGCAGCCUGAGAUUCAAAGGAGAAGCAAAAAGGGAAAACAUAAUUCCACAGAAGGAGCACUAGAUCUGCCGAUGUCGAUAUAAAAACCUGCUAUCAAUUUGGAUUUACUGAUAACAAGGGGAGUGAUUCCCGUAAAGAUGGACUUGUAUUUGGAAUCUACUUUGUUGCCUGAAUCCAGCAACCAUGCUCUAGCACCUGUAGAUGCAGAACAGGUCUCCAGAAUCUCUCCAGCAAAAACUGAAACCCACCCCACAGCUGGAUUUGUGCAGUCUACAGCUCCAAGGUUUAGAAUUCGAUCUGCCAAAAGCCUUUCCCUCGACUUGGGCACUCGGAACAAGCAGAAGGACCUGAGGAAGCUUGUGAGUAUCUUUGAGCCUGGGACUGGCACUGAGAUCAGCAGGGGGAGCAAAGCAGACAGUCAGGAGGGUGCAGUGGGAACACCCACCCACAAGGUCUCCAUGGUGAUGAACAGACAAAUACCAGAUACCUGGAUUACAUCCAAAAGUGAGCCCUGGCCAAAGAACCCAAACCAGCCAAAAAUUACGGCUCCUGAACAAAUGAGACGGACUGAUUACACACGUGAAGUGAAGCCUGAACCAACAGAUCCCAUGAGCCAAGGUGGCCAAUCAGGGCAGGGGACAGGGAGGAGGGGGAGGUCAGAGUGGAAGACGGUGAACUCCUCAAACAGGAGUAAGAGUUUGGACUGGGGAAGUGGAGUAUCUCACAUGGACAAGGGAGAAAGGACAGGGCUACAGGGAUACAGGGAUAACAGUGGUGGAUUUUUACCCAGACGAUCAGAAAGUUUCGAGAGAGGCAGAGGUGGAAACAACAUGACUACCCCAACAACAAAGAAAUUGGACCAAAAUUGUACAAGUGUUUCAUCCAGGAUCAAUGAGUACAUUUUAGGUGAGGAAGUAGAACUGAAGAACCUCAAGAUCGUGUCUGCUGACCAGCCAGUGAUUUUAAGAAGAAGCAGACCAGUGUCACUGCCUUUGCAGAUGGACAAUAGAGGUCAGUCUUUGCCAUCUCGGAUAAAACCAAGAUUGAGUGACCGUGAAGUCGAAGGGGACAUCAGUGUUUGGGGCCUUCACCAGAGCGGAAGAAGGAUAGCUGGGGAUGUGUCUUCAAACAAAUUUAUUUUUGGUUCAGUGACAUCAGACAUGAGCACAAAACGUGAUGCUGGUUCAGAAAGGCUGAAAAUCAAGCGAAACUCUUUGCCUGCUGAGGACUUGUCUCAGUACAGGAAGGGGGGCGAGCAGAGCCACCGCCGCAGCUCAUUUUCGAAUGACCCCGUGCUGGUGUCAGAACCGCCACGUCAGUGGAUCGGCGUGCCAUACGAGGGGAGGCAGGGAGGAACGUUCCCUCGCAGGUACAGCAAAGAGGAGAAGAAAGACUGUGAGACAGGAAGUACCUGGAUUUGCAGAAAUGGUAACGAUGGAAGCAAUAUUUCCAGUUUGAGGAGCUCAAACAGAGCCAUGGCAUGGUCUGAAUGGUCAGGGGACAGAUCUCCUAGGAGACUACAGCAAACUCAGACUUCACUGACUGAGAGGGACGAAAAGGAUUACAGAUUAUUAGACCGAGGCAGGAACAGUCAACCUUUCUCAGUUAAACCCAGAUCUGUGAUAAGCACACCGAAGGUCACAUCACCUCAACAGCAGGUACAGUCUACAUUAGACAGUGCAGCAAUAACUGUUAAAGAUCUUCCACAGACUAUUCAGUCCAAGGCUGUCACAGAUGGAUGGGAGAAAGAGAGGGAGUAUAAAAAAGGAAAAGGGGAAAUGAAGGUUAUGGGGUCAGAUCUGGAUCCAGAAAGAGAGGAGGAGAGGAACAAGAUAAGGCAUGAGGGAGGGUUUUGUGACAGAAAGACUGAAGGGAAGCUAAGAAAACAUGAGGAAAGUAAGCAAAGCUGCAGCAAAACCAAGGAGCCCAAACCGCUCAAAGCCAAGGCUUUCUCUGAGAGAAGCCCUGCAGUGAAAUUCUGUGAAGGAACGGACUCAUUUUCGGACUCGCUCCCCAAAAUGAAACUGGCAUCAGUAUCACAGCCAGCAAGUUCAGCUUUGGGAGGGGUGAACAAAGAGUCAAAACAAGACUUGGCAGACUUUCCAGGAGGCAGACCUGAAUAUAGCUUAGUCAUUCAACCUACACUCAAAUCAUCCCAGCCAAUAAACUGGAGGGGACAUAAGGAAAAGGGUGAAGAGCAGGAUGAUGUUUUUAGACUGAACAGUACACCCAGGGUUCCGGGAAACAGGCCAAAUGGAGAGUUUAAAACAGGGGUUGAUUCCACGUCUUCGGAUAACGUGCGUAGUAAGAUCAACAGAUUUGAGACGCUGUCCCAACAGAGCCGGUCGAUGCCUCCUUAUCACCAGCUGUGGUCUAGGAGGGCAUUGUCUGUACCUGACCACCCUACGGAGGUGUUAGGGGUUACGAAGAGUAAUUCAGACAAAGCUUUGGGUGGGAUAAGAAGACCAGGACCAGUGGGCCCAGCAGAGAAGCAAUACUUUAAGAGAGUAGGGAGAGGAGAGGCUGAUGAAGGGGUGAGAAGAAACUGGGAGGUGAGGUCUUCUUCUGUGGAUGAAGGGGAACAGAGGAGAGAUUGCAGAGGAAGAGAGGUCUUGGAUAGUGGGAUCAGUUUUCCCCAACAAACAAAAUGGAGUGCUUAUAAAGAUGCUUCUUACAACUCCACAAUCAAUACAGAACCACAGAGGGAUUUCAAAGCUCCUUCAGAUGAGCCAGACAGUUCCAGGGCCAGCCAACAUGAAACUAAGUAUGCAUCAGGACAACAAGGAGAGAUUUCUAAGCCAGUUAUUACAAAAGACCGGAUGCCCACACUGCAAACCAACUACAACAACUCCAAUUCCAAUGGGGUUGGCAGAGUCACUGGCAUAACAAAUAUCAGUGGCAAGAAUACCUGUGAUUCAAAAAAUAUAUCUGAGACUGACAAGGGGGACAAGACGCGCAUUAACUCUUCCAGUAGAUCACCCUUCAUUUCCAACAACAAGAGCUAUGGCACUUCUGGCAGCACAUGUCCUGAUAAAGCUUCAGAAAGAAUACCUCAAACUUCAGCAAGCACUCGAAGCACCACAGAAGCAGCUCCACCUCCUGUGUGCAGGGUCAACGGCAUUCCAUCUGCCUCCUCCACACCAGCCCCAGAGUCAGCACCAAGGAAUUCCCUCCUUCACCCAGCCACAAGCUCCUCCUCCACUGAUCCUCAACUCUACAGUCAAGUGACUCACCAAAACCAGGCCGUGGGCCCCAAGGAGUCCUACGGUGCCGCCUUGGCCAGGUGGAGCUCCGAUGAAGAUUUGUGGGACGAUGAUGAUGAUGAUGAAGGAACAGAGAAAGGUUCCAAUUAUGACUCAGACUCAGGAGAAUCAUCGGUGACCAUCACCAGCAACAUGAGCCAAUCGGAUCGCCUGAGCUUCUCAGUCAGCCUGGCUGACCUGUGUAAUUUUGGAGCACUGGAUUACAAGGGCCAGGAUGACGACCCAGACGACAUGGACGUGGAAGGUCGCCUGUCACACCGCACAGCCUCGCUCAGCUCAGACAUCUCCGCGCUCUCCUCCAUCUCCAUUAUGCCCGCGGAAGAGCUGGAUCAGCUGCUGGACGAAGUCAAGGGUCUAGGAGAGGAGACUCUGCAGAACUAUGAGGACGUGCAGGUGGUUGUGCUACACAAAGAGGUGGGCUGUGGUUUGGGCUUCACUGUUGCUGGAGGAGUGGAUCAGAACAAGCCCAUCACCGUUCACAAAGUGUUUCCUUCUGGUCUGGCGUCCCAAGAGGGCUCAAUGAGGGAGGGUGACCAGGUCCUGUCCAUUAAUGGCACGGCGCUGAAGGACUCCGCCCACUGGGAGGCGCUGCGCAUUCUGAGGAGGGCUCGCACUCGGCCCAUGGCUGUUGUGGUGCUGCAGAAAGGGGGCGCCACUGAGACAAAGAAAAACAGUGCUGAUUGUUGUCAGGCAGCGGUUGACCAGCACACUGCAAAAAAGGGCAGGACAAUUCAAGUGGUGCUGAACAAAUUCAGCACAGACCUGGGCUUCAGUCUGGAGGGGGGACUGGGCUCCAACACAGGAGAUAGACCCCUCACUGUGAAAAAGCUCUUCCAAGGGGGCCCAGUGGAUCAUGUGUUUCCUGGAGAUGAGCUCCUGGAAAUUGAAGGUCAGACCAUGCAGGGACUGCGGCGGUUGGAAGCUUGGAACUUGAUUAAGAAACUUCCACCUGGUCCGGUGGACGUGGUGCUGAAUCGGCCUUUCAGACCGCAAUGAGAAAGGGGAAGUGACAACACGAACCGGACCUCUGACCUCAGAGGACUCAUGAGCCGAUUAAAGAGGAGACGCAGAAAUGGCUUUGCUAUACUUUCGACUCAGAGGGUCGAAGAGCCAGAGAAAGAGUGGCGGUUUUGCACCGUAUUCUCAACAGGCAUGAUUUCAAAGUGUGAAUAACUGAAGAUGUCUCACACACACACACAGGAAGAGGUGCAAACUACACAAGCAGGGUCUUCAGCUCUGGCUCUUAAAGGUCCACUACUAGGCAACUUGGCACUGAAGGAAACUUGACCUCUUACUCCUGGCUGAGCCCUGGGAUAAAAAGAUAUGGAACUGAAUCAAAGCAUCUGAAAGUUUCAUGGCAGAGGGAGGUUCACACGGUAAUAACCAACAAAAACGUAUUUCAUUGGCAGGGAGUGUGGGGGGUGGGGGGGUGGGUAUUAAUGUGAAGUAGACCAAGGAAACCGGCUGCAAUGGCAGUGAGGGACAGAAUGAAGGAUGGAGGUGGAAUUCAGGAAUGUAGAGGAGAACUAGCUAUAGAGAGCACAUUACACUGGUUGAAGAAGGGUGUGGAGGAAAUGAAAGUUUCUUUGAUUUUACAGGAAAAACUAAAAAUAAUUUCCUAAAUGUGUUAUGUUGUAUAUCUUUUUCUUUAAAUUACACAUAUAUUUAUUUGAAAAGCAUUCAAAGAUUUUCUUUGAUAUAGUAUUAAAUUAUUAUAAAAGACCUGUAGGCAUCCCCUCAUGAUUUUAGAUGUAUUUGUUGUUUCAGAUAACUGUGUUAAGUUUGUAUCUGUUUUUAAAUGAAAACAUAAAAAAUUGGCAAUGAAAGCCUAAUAAUG
Messenger RNA from Anguilla rostrata (American eel), 8815 nucleotides. RefSeq lists its product as uncharacterized. The transcript is spliced from 7 exons. The record is from RefSeq and is a predicted model, not a curated record. Gene Ontology annotation, molecular function: cytokine activity; CD4 receptor binding. Gene Ontology annotation, biological process: leukocyte chemotaxis; induction of positive chemotaxis. NCBI's taxonomy places the organism in Eukaryota, Metazoa, Chordata, Actinopteri, Anguilliformes, Anguillidae. Bases 3853 to 7974 code for a protein of 1373 amino acids.